Molecule: messenger RNA, 2148 nt
Organism: Lachancea lanzarotensis
Lineage: Eukaryota; Fungi; Ascomycota; Saccharomycetes; Saccharomycetales; Saccharomycetaceae
Gene: SIP1
Product: LALA0S17e00188g1_1
Exons: 1
Coding region: 1-2148 (715 amino acids)
Biological process (GO): signal transduction
Cellular component (GO): cytoplasm; nucleotide-activated protein kinase complex; nucleus
Molecular function (GO): protein kinase binding
Source: RefSeq, a predicted model, not a curated record
AUGGGAAACAAUCCGUCCACGGCGAAUUCGCCGCAGAAUAAAAGAACAGCCCAGCUGACGGAAGAGUUUCGAGACCGCCAAGGAUCCAUCACUUCACAGCUGUUUCCCAGUAGAGGCACAGGACGAAAUCCUGAAACAGUGAAAAAGCUGGGAUGGACCAGUCGUGUUCUUCCAGGGUCGAAAAAUGCAUCGAGAUCGCCAUCCUCGGGCCAACAGCAUGCGGCUAAAUCGCCAUUCCGCAAAAAUUAUUCCCUAGACGUGAAUAAUCAAGAUUCAUCAGCGCCGUUCGCGCUGAAAAAAAGUCCCCUGGGUAAUCCUGCACCUCCCAUGUGCAUUACAGCUCACGCCAGUGCUGAUGAAUCGCCGUCCUCGUCUCUCAGAGAUUUUUUGGCGGAGCUGUCGUUGCAGAAUUCUGAAACGCAACCAACCACUGUCACAACAGCGUCUAGCACCGCAGGUACGGCUUCUGCUUUCAGAAGCCCAGGUCCAGCCACGCCUGUGGUUCAGUCGACCAAAACAGAUGCAUUACCGGAUCAUUUGUCAAGUACCAACUCUUUAAAAAAACUACUGGUCGAAGGGAGGAUCGGAGAAUCCAUAAAUCUUCCCAUUUCAAAUGCAAGUACACCAAGAAGAUCUAGCAGGUCCAGUUCAGCAUUGUCUGAUACAUUCAUGUCGGACGACGACGGCGAUGAUGAAGAAUCAUUGUUACAAGGUGCUAAUGACGUGCUUAUCAACAACUCCAUUUUGGAAAAUGCCAUGAAGCGGAAAAGAAGUACCAACAAGAAAAAUGGCGCCAUUGGUUCACUUCUCGGCUCUCGUGAGACAUUGCAUCACCCUGGGCCUAAAAAGCUUAAACCUUUAAGCUCGGAUCCGGAACGAACGAAACUACCGGAUUUCAAGGUCAUGCAUGCUCGUUCUACUGACGAAGAGACGAUCGAAAACUCCAUAUCAAUGCCUCGACUGGUGCAAGACAAUUUUGACCGCAUUGAUUCCUUUGAUAAGGGAACAGCAGAGCAUUUCGAGGGUACUUACAGUGGGACGGACAGCUCUCAGAAAAUUAUAUCUCCAUCAGGGCGAGACUCAGAUUCUCAAAACGAAACCAUCGAAACUCAUGUUCUGGUCAAGUGGAAGGAUAACAUCGUGGAUCCUAAAACAUGCAAGAUGUCUAUAGUAAGCAGAGACAUCAUGACAGUUUUGGGACCGCAUAAUAAAUCGAAGAAAAUUCCCAUGACGUUUGAUGCAAGCUCGAAAUGCUGGGUCGCUCCAAACUUAUUCCUUCCACCAGGGAUCUACAAAUUUCAGUUUUUGAUUAAUGGCGAAUUACGGCAUUCCGACUUUCUUCCCACCGCCACUGAUUCUUUUGGCACCUGUGUCAAUUGGUUCGAGGUCGUUUCCGGGCAUGAAACAAUAGAACCAUCCAAAGAUGUUCCAUCUGUAACAGAUGCUGAGGUCGAUGAUAAUGGAGGAAGGAUCCCAAACUCAAAAUCUCCGAGACCGCAGAUGAAGUCAGACUCAUCUUCCUCCGAUUACAGAGGUUCUCAUCGCCAUUUUGAGAGAACAGGAACGCCUUUUUCUGAUUACACAGGUGUUUGCAGCAGGUCUGACUCUUUCAAACCACAACUGAAUCAGAGGCACACCAGCAGUAUCGAUUUACUUGCUCCUCCGCAGCAAAAAGUGCACAGCUACUCUGAUGAAAUUCCAGAAUUGUUCAAGACAAAUUUUGAAGACGAAUCAGAGUUGCCUUCUUACGAUCAACCGCAGCAACAUGUUGAGGAUGGCACGGAUAGUCCAAGCUUUCUGCACCGGGUUCAGGAUUGUAAUCAAGACCUACUCUUUGCGGAUCUGCAACAAGAUGGAAAAAUCGAUUCCCAGGCAGCUGAGGAAGCUUUUCUGCAACAGUACCCUACCCCCGAUCUCCCCGUUUACUUGGACUCUUCAUUCUUAAAUGCAGUCUUUAGUCGCUUCCAAAAAAAGAAUGAAUCUAACAGCAGAGUUAAUCAUAUCGUUCCUCAUGUCAAUCUAAACCAUCUUUUGACAAGCAGCAUCAGAGACGAGAUCAUUAGUGUCGGCUGUACGACAAGGUAUGAAGGAAAAUUCAUCACUCAAAUUAUCUAUACGCCCUGUUACUAUGGUAAUACGGAAAGUUGA